Acanthamoeba castellanii str. Neff is the source of this 567-nucleotide messenger RNA. RefSeq names its product dynactin subunit 6, putative. Gene Ontology annotation, molecular function: dynein complex binding. Gene Ontology annotation, biological process: mitotic spindle organization. Gene Ontology annotation, cellular component: dynactin complex. The annotation marks the transcript as partial. The transcript is spliced from 5 exons. The record is from RefSeq and is a predicted model, not a curated record. Lineage: Eukaryota; Discosea; Longamoebia; Acanthamoebidae.
UGCACGCUGGAGGGCAACAUACACAUAGGCGAGGGCACCGUGCUUCAUCCGCGCUGCAAAAUCAUCGCGGAGAAGGGCAGCAUCACUAUCGGCAAGUACAACAUCAUCGAGGAGCACUCCACCAUCGUCAACUCGCAUGAGGACGUGAUGCGGAUCGGCAACUUCAACCUCAUCGAAGUCGGCGCUCAGGUGAACUCCCGACGGAUAGGCGACCGAAACACGAUCGAGAUCCGCUGUUCGUCUCUCAUUCCUCUGCCGGUGCUGGGCGAGGGCACGGUGGUGGGCAACGACUGCGUGGUGGGCACCGGCGUGAAGCUGCCGCCCAACGAUGUCCUGCCCGACUCGGUGGUGGUCCACGCCCCGCGCAACAGCCGGCGAACACUCUCCGAUACCAAGGAGGUCGGAGAGAAGCCCCUCUACCCCACCACCACCAUCUUGGCUCAUAAUAUCAAACUCACCGCCGUGACGUUCACCGUCCACCGCAACGCGGGCGGCCGGCACCACGGCCGCAAGCUGAUCACCGUGACCGUCCACCCCACACCACCACGACGACGACGACGACAAUGA